Messenger RNA from Funneliformis mosseae, 384 nucleotides. NCBI's taxonomy places the organism in Eukaryota, Fungi, Glomeromycota, Glomeromycetes, Glomerales, Glomeraceae. The record is from the annotation of a GenBank genome assembly.
AUGGAGUCACAACUUCUGAUCACCUAUGCAGAAGAAUCAGUAUUGCCAAAUUUAACUGUUGAAAAAGAUUCGAUUAAGGCUGCUCUUAAUGAUCCAUUUAUAUUGAUGAACAUCAUGCAAAAUCGACCUCUUGAAUCUAUCAUAAUACAUAUCGAUGAGUAUCAAAGAUACAUUGAUUUCAUUCACCACUAUAAAAGAGGACGCCCGCAUCUUCUACACAAGGGAUUGGCAGUCAGGCUACACGCAAGCAAAAAAGUGUUGGGGAAUACUUUAUUAUCCCGAUAUGCACUGGAACUUCAGCUUUUUGAUGUUCACUUUUUACAUACAGAAUAUACUAAAGUCUUGGUGUCAACACAAACCUUGAUUAUAUCUCAGCAUACAUGA